This is a messenger RNA of Centruroides sculpturatus (bark scorpion), 444 nucleotides long. RefSeq lists its product as uncharacterized. The coding region runs from base 27 to 398 and encodes 123 amino acids. The transcript has 2 exons. The record is from RefSeq and is a predicted model, not a curated record. Lineage: Eukaryota; Metazoa; Arthropoda; Arachnida; Scorpiones; Buthidae.
AUAAAAGUUAAAAUAUCAAAUACGAUAUGAAUAAUAUCGUAUUUGAAGAAAUGAAUAUGAAAAUUGCCUCAGUACUCUUUCUAUUUCUUGUAGUAUAUUUUAGUGAGGCAACACGAUUAACAAAGCGACGCAUUAAAAUUGAAAUAAAUGAGAAUAAUAAUAAGAAGAACGUAAGUGAUAUAGUUCAAUCAAACGAAGGGAAUUUAUCAACAGAAGAAACUGCAAAUACACAAGUAAAGAGCAGAAAAGUCAGGCAAUCUGAGCAGCCAGACGAAGAAAGAACUUAUCGUGAACUUGAGGAAAAAUGGGAAGAUGUCAGAAGAAGUAUAAGUGACGCGUAUGGUACUUUGGUUGAUAUUAUGAUUCUAUUUAAAGAAAAUACCGGCUACGAAUAUUGAAUUUAUUAUCUCAUGAAUAUCUGAAAUAAACAUAACGAACUUAAAA